CCCAGGUCCAAACAGCACGCUGCGCAGGCCUUCCCCAGCCUCCGCUGGAAGCUUCGGCUGAUCGGCCCUGAGAUGCGAGAGGGAGACCUCACGAGAUCGCCGGAAGUGGAAGUGCAGGGGCUACGACUGCAGGGGCAUGAGUUCACCCAACAAUCCCCGGACCGCCCGGAUCUGGCAGUCUGCUUCAACUCGGGGGUUGGCACCUUGGCGCUGACCAUUGCGAGCCCUUGGCUGCCCACGCUGGCGGCGCUGCUGAAGCUAGAUGUGCCGCUGCUCUUCACGAGCUUUGGGCCGCAGGAGCGCAAGGGUGAGGACUUUAUCCUGAAGCAGCUGUUUCAGGCGCAGGUCCUGGUGGACGUGCUGGAGAAUCCGUUCCGGCAGAUGCCGGAAGAUCGGCCCGGCUGCUAUAGCACGCUGGAGGAGGACCUCUCGGGGGACGGCGAGCACCUUUGCAACGCCCAGAUUUGGUGGGCACGAGGAUCACAGCUGCCAGCCAAAGAGCUGGACCAGGUGGCCGCCCGGGCCGUGCGUGUGCUGGAGGAGCUUACGCAGAGCUUUGCCAUGAAGGGCGCGCACAAGAGCUGGCUCCUGGCGCUCACGAAGGGCUCGCGGCGCGUCGGCGAGGCGGCUUUGGAGAACUUCCAGGCUGCGUUCAAGAGCCCCGAAGUGCUCAGGGUCCUGGGGAAGUUGGGCCGGCGCAUCGCAGAGGCGAUCGCCUGCUUUGUGGGGAGGCACGGACCACAUCCCUUGGCGCGACCCUUGGUGGAAGAGGUGCUGCUGGCCAAGGUGAAGCUGACCCUGGGAGGCGAGGAGUCCGUGUUGCGCGAGGCGAGGCCCCAGUUGAAGGCCAUUUGUGCUUGCGCCUGA
This is a messenger RNA of Effrenium voratum, 867 nucleotides long. Lineage: Eukaryota; Dinophyceae; Suessiales; Symbiodiniaceae. The record is from the annotation of a GenBank genome assembly.